This is a messenger RNA of Serpula lacrymans var. lacrymans S7.9, 1498 nucleotides long. RefSeq lists its product as uncharacterized. Gene Ontology annotation, molecular function: transcription coregulator activity. Gene Ontology annotation, biological process: termination of RNA polymerase II transcription; regulation of transcription by RNA polymerase II. NCBI's taxonomy places the organism in Eukaryota, Fungi, Basidiomycota, Agaricomycetes, Boletales, Serpulaceae. The transcript has 4 exons. The record is from RefSeq and is a predicted model, not a curated record. The coding region runs from base 1 to 606 and encodes 201 amino acids. Gene Ontology annotation, cellular component: mediator complex; core mediator complex.
AUGUCUGCGCAUUUCUACGAAGUCGCACUUUUUGGCGAAUUUUUCUCUCAGGAUCUCAAGGCCAUCCUCAACCGUAUAACACUUCACAGCGAGUCAUCCCAGCCAAUGCACGCGCGUGAAAUCGUGUUCGAGCCUUUUGAUGCGCAGGCCCAGAAGAAUUCGGGAAGUGAUCCAGUACUGCUACGAGCCAGGAAAGAGCUCACUGAACCGUCGUCUGGUUGGGCACUAUUUUCGUAUCUCAAACCAGAGUCUGUCCGCGUGCACCCAGAGGCUACCGUUCGACCAUGGGCAACUUGUCAAGUUAUAGGUGACGCGCUCAGCUUUGCAUCAGCAUUGGGAUAUAUCCGUCGCUCCCAGAUCUAUAAGCGUGGAUAUGUAUUUCGCCGAGGAAUUCUUGUAAUCCAAAUGUUUCAACAAGAACAAGUUGACCCAAAAACCCAGCAGCCUAUCCCAGCACACGCAGAUACACUAUGGGAAGUCGAGGUCAAAACAGCGUCACCCAUUCGCAACACGCAAGAGACGCCUCUCAGCCACUCGGUGGAUGCGGUACUAGAAGUUCAACUGCUCAUGAAAGGAUUACUCGACCUGAGACGGCAGGACCUGUGAUAUAAAGCAUUGGUUUUCAACUUCUGCCAAUGACUGGUAAUAGGAGUAGUAUCAAGGUUUAUCUUGUUCCAAGUCGUCAUCCCAAUCCGCGAGAUCCACAUCACCGUCUUCAUCUAAGGCUCCCGUUCGCUUCAUUAGGUCCAGUAAUGUAGCAGGAUCCACUGUGACAUCCUCUUCUGAAGCACUUUCUUCCUUGUCAUCCGGUCCAUCUUCCACUCCUUCGUCUUCCUCGUCAUCCGUAUCUAUGGACACUGAACCAUCUUCGUCGCUAGCCGCAUACUCUCCAAGUGAGGUUAGUCCACCUCCGGCCACGGGGCUCUCUUCUUCACUUCCGUAUCCUCCUAGCAAACCCGCAAUGGCCUUCUUCCCUGCAUUAACGUCUAGUUUUCGUCGUUUGGGUAUUCUCUCUCCCUCAUUACUACGAGUAACAGUACCCUGUGCAUCAACUGUCGUCCCUGAAAAUGCACCUUCCUCCCAGACCUCGAUUGUGGGGAACUCCACGAAGUGGGUGUGUUGUAGGAGAGUCGAUAGUUUCUGCAUUGGGUCUAGCUUGUAGUAUGCGGUUUGCGGACCUAACAAGGGGUCUAGUUUUGCUUUGAUAAAACACUGCGGACACGUGAAAGCUUCUGGGUCUUCUGGGUCUGGGUGUACGAGCGACCUUGUCCACGCAGGUAUUUUAUCGUCUCUUUUCGAUCUGUUCCGUUCAACUACAUGACUCUGGAUGAGAGAAAGGAGUGGUUUAUCGAUGUUGUUUCGAUGAGUCAGCAGAGUGAACGUAGGGCUAGGAUCUGUUGAUGAAGGACCAAGAGGAUCGACAGGAGGAUGGAACAUGAAUUCGAUAGUCAAAAAAACUGUUUUAUUCCUACCGAAACAUACUUUGAGUUCGAAAAAA